Molecule: messenger RNA, 1722 nt
Organism: Guillardia theta CCMP2712
Lineage: Eukaryota; Cryptophyceae; Pyrenomonadales; Geminigeraceae
Exons: 17
Coding region: 1-1722 (573 amino acids)
Biological process (GO): RNA processing
Molecular function (GO): RNA methyltransferase activity
Source: RefSeq, a predicted model, not a curated record
AUGGAACCCUCCUUGUGGAUGGGGAGGAGGAGCAGCAGCAUGCAGGAGCUCCUCCUCCUAUCCCUUCACAAGCAGCGUCCUCCCUUCAGCCUUCGUCGACCCUCUCCUACUGUCUGCUGCGCUAGAAGAGUGUCCGGUCAGAACAAAGGAAGCAAGGAAGGAGAGGAGGAGGGCAGGUCGUCGUUCAUGGUCGGGCAGCGACUCGAGCUCCACGUUGAAAGCCUUGUCAUCGGUGGCGGGCAGGAAGCAGGCAGCGGGCUGGCGAGAGCGGAGGGGAAAGUUGUAUUCGUGUCCUCAGGGAUACCUGGAUCAGUGGUGAUGAGGAUGUCCUUGAUGCAGGACGAGGUGUUGGCGGAGAUCACAGCUGUGAAGAAAGACUUCAUGAGUGCGAGAGUGGUUAAGAUCCUUCAAGCCUCUCCUCAUGCGGAAGAAGUUCGGUGCAGAUACGCAAUGAACGCUGGUGGGGAGUGCGGGGGAUGCAAAUUGCUCGGGGUGAAGUAUACGAGAGAGGUAGAGGAGAAGUCAACAUAUAUCAAGAAGCUCUUCAGCUUUCACCAGAAAACCUUCCCCGAGAUGGAAAUCCGGGAGAUCGUCGCGGCAGAGCAAACAGAACAUUACAGAAACAGAAUGGAUUUCUCCAUUGCGCACGUGGAGGUGGAGAGGAGUUCAGGCCAGAGCCAAGUGAGGAUAGGACUGCAUGCUGCAGGGUCGAUGACAAAGGUUGUGGAUGUGGAGAAAUGUUUGCUGCCGUCCCAACUCGCCUUUGACGUCUACACGGCAACACGAAAUUGGAUCCUGCAGUCAGAGUUUCAAGGAUGGAAUGCAGAGACAAAGCAAGGUUUUCUCCGGGAAUUUACCAUCAGGAGCGGAACAAGCGCUAAGGAUGAUGGAAGGGAGCUUGUGUUUGUGAACAUGAUAACGUCAUUGUCUCUCCCGCAAGCUUUUAAGGAGCUGGCAGCAUCAUUGCAGGAAAUAUUUGGUGAGAGUUUCGGUGGUUUCACAAAUAGCGUAUGCGACAAAAAGCAUGAAGUCCCAUCUCCCGAGAACUUGGAAUCAGUCAAAGAGCUGAUCGGGAGCAAGACCGUCAACAUGCGCGUGCGAGGACUCGACCUGCAAGUCUCCUCCUCGUCCUUCUUCCAGACCAACACAAGACAGGCAGAGGUGAAGAAGGAAGAAGCCGACCAAGAGCAGGGGCAGGGGCAGGGCCAGGGCCAGGGCCAGGGCCAGGGCCAGGGGCAGGGGCAGAGGGAGAUGAGGUGCAGGGGCAGGGUGUUGUAUGAAAUCGUUGAGAAACUUUGCGAGGGAGAAGGGGUGAAAGUCAUUUACGACCUCUACUGCGGCACCGGAUCCAUUGGGCUCAGCGUCGCGAAGAAUCAGCUGGUGAAUGUCUAUGGGUUCGAGAUCGUACAAGCAGCUGUGGAGGACGCGAACAAAAACGCGCGCAGGAACAACAUCUCCAACGCGAAUUUCUUCUGCGGCAAUCUCAACUCGAUCCUCAGAAAAUAUUCUCACCUGCCUCCACCUGAUGUUGUUAUCUCCGACCCUCCUCGUGCUGGAAUGUCUGAGGGCUGCGUGAAAGACAUCGUGAAGCUUUCGCCCAAGAAGGUGAAUAGGAGGAGAAGGAGGACGAGGACGAGGACGAGGACGAGGACGAGGACAAGGACAAGGACAAGGACAGGGGAGAACGAGGACGAAGAGGACGAGGAGGAGAAGCAGCAGUGA